This is a messenger RNA of Xiphias gladius (swordfish), 1035 nucleotides long. RefSeq names its product chemokine-like receptor 1. The record is from RefSeq and is a predicted model, not a curated record. NCBI's taxonomy places the organism in Eukaryota, Metazoa, Chordata, Actinopteri, Istiophoriformes, Xiphiidae. Gene Ontology annotation, cellular component: plasma membrane. Gene Ontology annotation, molecular function: complement receptor activity; G protein-coupled receptor activity. Gene Ontology annotation, biological process: positive regulation of cytosolic calcium ion concentration; complement receptor mediated signaling pathway; phospholipase C-activating G protein-coupled receptor signaling pathway.
AUGACUGAUGACGCAUAUGCUGAGCUGAAAAAGUCUCUCCACAUCAUGUCUCUCAUUGUUUACUGCCUGGCCUUCGUUCUCGGUGUGUUCGGCAAUGGAGUGGUUAUCUGGGACGGGUUGAAGAUGAAGAAAACAGUUAACACAGUUUGGUUCCUCAACCUUGCGGCCGACUUCCUCUUCACAGCAUUCCUGCCCCUGGGUGUGACCUACCUGGCUUUGGAUUUCCACUGGCCUUUCGGCAACUUCAUGUGCAAACUGAACAGCACUAUAAGUCGUCUAAACAUGUUUGCCAGUGUCUACAUCCUGGUGGUGAUCAGUGUGGACAGAUGUGUGUCUGUGGUGUGGCCCGUCUGGGCCCAGAACCACCGAAGUGUACGCAAGGCAUCCUGUGUGAGUCUGGGUGUUUGGGUACUGGCUCUGAUUCUCAGCACUCCAUACUUCGUCUUCAGGGACACUACACCAUCAUAUAAAGGCCCAAUCUUCUGCUUCACAAACUAUGCUCUUUCAGAUGAUCGUAAGACACCUUCUGUGAUUCAGCUGCGAAUGUUUCGUCAACAGGUCAUGACCAUCACCCGCUUCUUCCUGGCAUUUGUUAUCCCCUUCACCGUCAUUGUGUCCUCCUAUGCUUUGAUAAUCCAUCGUCUCAUAAGGAACCGCACCCUGGCCAGCCAGUCAAGUCGCCCCUUUAAGAUCAUUGCUGCCGUUAUCACCACAUUUUUCCUGUGCUGGGCUCCCUUUCACAUCAUUGAUCUAAUUGAGAUGGUAAAGCACACGGCAAAUCAUUCAAGUGGAACAUUGUGCCAUGUCAUUGUUAUCGGUGUCCCUAUUACCACCAGCCUGGCCUUUCUCAACAGUUGCCUGAACCCGCUGCUGUAUGUGUUCAUGGGCCAAGAUUUCAAGGAUAAAGUCCGCAAAUCCAUCCUGAAUGUAUUGGAAACAGCCUUCCAGGAAGAGGAGACACGCUCUCACACUGCCACAAACUCAGUGGACACCAGUCAGAUCAAUGACAAAUCAACUCUUAAUACUGAAGUAUAG